UCAACUUGAUUCCAUAGGCCCCUAUACCUAUCUCUCAAUACUACAAUAAGGAUUCUUUCUUCAGACAAAACUUGAUCAUAUUUGUGAAAUCAUGCACAGCAAAAACUGCGGUGUUAACCGGUGUACAUAGAGGACCACACCAGUGAUUUUACACCGGUUUUAAAUUGACAGUGUUAGUUUAGCACCUAUAGGUGUUAUUGCAACACCUUUGGUUGUUACACGUACACUCUUUGGUGUUAUAUUCAAUCUCUAAGGUGUAAUUUUAACACCAGAGGGUGUGGUCCUCUAUUAGCACCCACUGGUGUCAGUUUUAACACCACAGUUUUUACAGUGUGGAAAAUACGAAGAUGAAGUCUAUUCUAACUGACCCGGACUAUUACACCAAGAUGUUCCAGGCCUAUGCAAAGAAGAGCAACAAGUUUUCGCACUUGCUUAAGUGGGCCGAGGAAGUAUUCCCCAAAAUGGUUUUGGAGAAAUUGAGGGAGAGCUUCUCGGCAGAAACACAAAUUAACAUGCUCGGAAUCGGGACCGGAUCGGGGGAGAUGGACCGGAAACUGGCAGCAAGCAUCAAUACCCAUUUCAAGUCUGUCCGAAACGUAGUGGUGGAGCCCGCGAAAAGACAGCUUGAGAUCUACCGCUCUGCCCUAGAGGAGACCAAGUCCGAAUUCAGUGGCAUCGAUUUUGACAUGCGUCAAAUGGUCUUUGGCAAAUAUCGUGAACAAGAGGGCGAUUGCCCGCCCAAAUACCACUUCAUCAGCGCGAUCCAAUCCAUUUACUACAUUGACGACAUUAAUGAUACUCUGCGAUAUCUCUACGGCUGCUUGGAGGAUGGUGGAAUUAUGCUGAUAACCACUCUCUCUGAUAUGGGAGGUUUCAGACAGGUAUGGAGCAGCUUCCCCCAAAUACAGGACGUCGUCGGACCCUAUCCGGGCACCAACGAUAUCCGAAAACACCUCUCAGAUCUCAACAUCCCUUUCGAGGAAAAUCUCCAGAAAUCGCAAGCGGACAUCACCAGCUGUUUCCAAGAGGGGUCAAAGGAAGGACAACUCAUCAUCGACUUUCUCAGUCAUAUCAUUGAUCUCCGUGGGACAGCGUCCUCUGCGCUCUAUCGGGAGGUAGUUGAAAAGCUAGGUUCGGACCAGUGCUCCGAGAGAAAAGAUGACGGGACGGUCCUUCUCAAUAACGACUGGGACGCAUUCGUGGUGUACAAGCAAGCCCAUAUUUAAUCUCGAUGAUGAAAUAAACGUAAAUUGAUUUUCACUCCUUGAAAAUGAGGAAAGUGGAAAUAUUCUUUAGAGGGCAACUUUACCUUGCCAUGCACCCAAUUUAUUUUGAUACAUACCGUGUUUACACGUGCAUCGGCUCGCGGUGCAGACCCGAUAGCCGGUGCAGACUCGCCUUUUUUAUGCGUGUAAACGCGAUUAAAUUGCACCUGCUCGCGGUGCAGACACGGCAAUUUUGCUCCGCCAAAAAUAGUAGGAUCAGAACCGCGAGCGGCAAAUUUUCUCCGUGUAAACACAAAGCCGAUUCUACACCGGCAAUUAGCGCGCAUUUCAUGAUGUAAAUUUUAUCCACUGAUCUGUGUUUUUGUCCCGCGAGCCGAUUCUGAUUGGCGAUCUGGGGCAGCGUAAAAAGCGCGACUCAGGAUAACCCGCGAGCCGAUGCAGCGUUUAAACACGGUAUUAAUCGGGAAAUGAAUGUAUUCAGUUAAGUUCGACGUAAAUCCAUUAACGAGUAACACAGUUUCGAAUUCUUGAGGGGGUGGUGUGGGUUUACGAAGCUAGAUAGAACAUCUGCCCUAUAUUGUAUUCAACUUUCUAAUUUCAUUUCUUAUUGUGUUUUUUAAAUUUAAAACAAACGGCAUCAGGAAGACAAAGAUUUAGCGUUUGAAUACACACUGACACCAAUCAUGCUAAUAGUAAUAAUAAUAAUAAUAUUAACAACAACAGCAACAACAACAACAAUAAUAAUAAUAAUAACAAUAAUAAUGAUAGCAACAAAGAUAAUAAUAAUGAUAAAUGACGAUAAUAAUUAUAAUAACAAUAAUAAAUAAAUAAUAAAAAUAAUAAUAAUAAUGAUAAUAAUAUUAAUUUAUUUCCGUUCAAACAAAAGAUAUAAUCCAAGUACAGUGUAAAUACAUGUUCAAAACAAUACAGACGCAAAACAAUACAUACAGUUCUAUAACAUUUCAUAACAAAUAUUGAAGAUUAAAUUAUCUGAACGGAGGGACUUGCCAAGAAAAGCAGAGCUUGUAAAAAAGGCAAGUCCCUAAACAUAGUUUCAAUACUAAUUAACAUAACCUAUAUACAAGAGACGGGUGGAAAACGAAAUUAAAAUACAUAAUCUACAAAAUACCAAAAUAGAGCAUAUAAGCGACAACAAAAAGUGGAAAGUAUUUGAAUAAUAGGAAUGAUAACGAUAAUAAUGAUAAUUUUUUUUUACUAUAAAUUAUAAGAGUGGAAAAGGGAGGCAAAGGAAAGAGAGAGGAGGAAAGGGUGGUGCAAAUAAAACUGAAAAUGAAAAGAGGAACAUGACAGGUGCACAGGUCAUAGAACACUGUAGUGACAUUAUUUAGAAUAUAUAAUAUUAGACAAUUUUUUUUAUAAUUAAAUGCUAGUUGUAUAUACGUUUAGUUACAAUUAUAUAUUAGCUAGACUUGUUGGUGUGGAGUAUUGACAAAUUAACAUCUUUUUAACUUUGCGCUUGAAAAUAUUGAUGCUUGGUGAUUCUUUAAAGUCAUUGGGCAGUGAAUUCCAAUACACUGGUCCAAAAAAGACGAAAGAGUUUUUUGCUAAAAGAGUACGGGUUGGGGGUAGAUGAUAACAAUUACGUUGUCUCGUUGGGUAAUCAUGUAUGGAGGAGUUUUUACAAAACAUAUUUGAAAAAAUUGUGGGGAGAUCAUUUUUACUUAGUUUAUACAUAAAUUGGGCGAGUUGGAAAAGAUAUAAAUCAUUCACUUUAAGAAUAUUAUUUUGGAAAAAAAGGACAUCUGUGUGUGAUCUGAAAUGAGUUUGAAAAAUUAUUCUAAGGGCCUUCUUCUGCAACAACAGUAUCAUUUGUAAUUGUGUUUGGAUUGCACAACCCCAUGCCAAAAUGCCAUAAUUAAUGUAUGGUAUAUUAAUGUAUGAUAUAAUGUAAGUAAAGUGUGAGAUGGAAGAAAAUAUUUGAGUUUGUUAAUAAUUCCGAUGUUUCUUGAAAUUGUUUUGCAUAUAAUAUCAAUGUGUGGUUUCCAUGAUAGCUUAUUGUCAAUAGUAACACCCAAGAAUCUGGUUUGUGAUACAUUUUCAAGAACGGUGUUAUCAAAAAUGAGAUUGUCAGGUAAUGUAUGUGUUUUACUAAAAAGCAUAUAAUUCGUCUUUUGCAUGUUAAGUGAUAGUUUAUUCGCCUUAAUCUAGUCAGUUACAUGUAUGAGUUCAGAGUUUACAAUUCUUACAAGUUGAUUUGCGAUAUCAUGAGAAAAGAAAAUAUUCGAGUCGCCUGCAAACAGUAUGAAUGUUAGUAAAUUUGAACUUUUUUUAAUGUCAUUGAUGUAAGUAAUAAACAGAAGAGGGCCAAGUAAGCUACCCUGAGGUACUCCGCAUGUGAUAGGAAAAGUAGAAGAAGUAGCGUUGUUAACUGAUACGAAUUGAGACCUAUCUGUUAGGUAACUCCUGGACCACUCCAAUGCCUUCCCCCUAAUACCAUAGAAAGAAAGUUUAUAAAGAAGUAUUUGUGGUUAAUGGUAUCGAAGGCCUUGUCCAGGAAAAUACCAACAGUAUGAAAACCUUUAUCUAUGGAAGUAGUGAUUUUAUCAAUAAAAUACAGAAUUGCAUGUGAAGUGCUAUGAUUUUCGCGAAACCAAAAUUGUGAGUUAGAAAAGAUAUUAUGCUUAUCAAAAAACGUACUUGUACGUGUAUGUAUAAGUUUUUCGAGAAUUCUAGAUAAUGAGGUGAGUAAUGAAAUAGGGCGGUAGUUAGAAACAAGUUGAUUGUUGCCUUUUUUGUAAAGAGGGAUGACUUUGGCUAUUUUCAUGAGAUUAGGUACUUUCCCUGUGUUCAUAGAAAUAUUUAAUAUGUGCACCAAAGGAUCGACGAUAGUUAAAAUAAUUUUCUUGAUUGGGAAGUUAGGAAUGCUAUGGGUUGUCAAGAAAACUGUUAAAUGAUUUAUGUGUUAAUGGGAUUUUGCUUGCCAGAUUGUUGCCAAUAUUGGGAAAAUAUGAAUUAAACUCAUUUGCUAUUAAGUUGUUGUCAUCGGUGAUUGUAUUGUGUGUUUUUAUUUUUGAUAUAGUGGAACUUUUAUUCUUUUUGUUUAACGCACCAUUUAUAAUUUUCCAAGUAUUUCUCAUAUCAUUUUUGUGCAAAUCAAGUUGGGAGGUAUAAUAUUCUUUUUUGGCAAUACGAAGUAAAGAAGUAAGUGUGUUUUUAUAUGAUGUAUAUUUAGAACGGGAUUUGUCGCUUGGUUUGGAUAUGUAUUUAUAGUAUAAUUUGUUCUUUCGGUUGAUUGAUCUCAAAAGUGAUUUAGUAAUCCAAGGGUACGGGAGUGGGACCUUUUUAUAAUUUGAUUUUCUGUUGAUAGUAAAAGGAACGUGAGUAUCUAAAGAAGAUGUUAACUUGGAAAUGAAGAAGUUGUAUGCGUCAUCAACGUCUGUGGAUUCAAAAACACUCGACCAGUCUGUUGUCUUUAAGUCGUUAAUUAGAUUGUUUAUAUUGUCAUCAGUUAUUUUUCUAAAUGGAGUAUUGAAUGUUUCUUUCAUCAUAUAGCUUUAUUUGUAGAUAACCUAGCAAAAAUUGGAAAGUGAUCAGUGAUGUCACUAAUGAUAAUGCCGGCUUUGGGGAUUUGUUGAGUUAUAUUGCUAAAAAUGUUGUCAAUUAAAGUGGCCGAGUUAUUUGUAACUCUUGUCGGUUUAGUGAUAAGCGGUAAAAAAAAAUAGGAAAGAAACAUUUCAAGAAACUCCUGAGAGGUACUGUUAGAAUUGCAAUUUACUAAGUUGAUAUUGAAGUCACCCAUGAAGAAACAAUCUUUAUUUUUCAAAACAGGAUUUAAUAAAAUUUCAUUGAGAGAUUCUAAAAAUGCGUUGGUAUUUGAUUGAGGAGGUCUAUAAAAUACACCCAGUAUUAAGUUUUUGCCUUUGGGGUUUGUGACUUCAACAAACAGGGUUUCUAAAAAGUCGUUUGAUAUGGUUAUAUCAGCUAUAGGAGUAUAAUCGUAUUGUUGUGGCAUGUAAAGAGCGACACCACCUCCAGGUCUUUGCGUUCUAUUAUUAACAAUUAAAUCAAAAUCAGAGAGUGUGAAGAGGGAACAUGGAUUAUCAGAGAACCAUGUUUCAGUUAAACCAAUAAAUGAAGAUUUCGGAAACCGGUUGUUAUCUAUGAAUAAUUUAAGUUUAUCAAAAUUUUUACUGGCACUUCGAAUAUUUAAAUGGAGAAGAUAAAAACUUUCGCUUGUGUUGUCUGAUGUAAUAGAUGAUUUGAAAUGUUGUUCUGUGAAAUAAUGUGAUGUAGAGAGCUGUCCAAAUUGAUCAUUUGCAUCAAAGUUGUAAUUAAGAUUGGUUGUAUUAUUGUCCAUAAAAUCUCGUAUGUGUGUAUCGUAAUUGGAAUUAUGAUUAUCUAAUGUGUGAGUAGCGCCAUGUUGCGCCGAGAGAGACAACAAGUCGCCGUUGUUUAAAGAACUAAAUGGAAACCUAGUAAAAUCAAUCAUUAGCAGAGGAGAGAGGGUUUGUGGUAAACCUCGGUGAAACAAUGCACUAUGCUGUAUACUUGUUCCUGAGUAUGUGUGAAAAAAGAAAGAUAUAAUAAUAAUAA
Lytechinus pictus (painted urchin) is the source of this 5780-nucleotide messenger RNA. Its product is annotated as histamine N-methyltransferase B-like. The coding region runs from base 348 to 1226 and encodes 292 amino acids. The record is from RefSeq and is a predicted model, not a curated record. Lineage: Eukaryota; Metazoa; Echinodermata; Echinoidea; Temnopleuroida; Toxopneustidae. The transcript is spliced from 3 exons.